AUGACCACCGUAACUUUGAAUAAUGGCUACCAGAUGCCCCAAAUUGGCUUGGGAUGUUGGAAAAUUGACAAAUCCAUUUGUGCUGACCAGAUCUACGAGGCCAUCAAAGUGGGCUAUCGAUUGUUUGAUGGUGCUAUGGAUUAUGGAAAUGAAAAAGAAGUGGGGCAAGGAAUUAACAGAGCCCUUAAAGAUGGUUUGGUGAAGCGUGAGGCAUUGUUUAUCGUUUCCAAACUUUGGAAUAAUUAUCAUUCCCCGAAAAACGUCGAGAAAGCCAUCGCCAAGGUGCUUCAAGAUCUUCAAUUGGAUUACAUCGAUUUAUUCUACAUUCAUUUCCCAAUUGCUCAAAGAUUUGUACCUUUUGAGGAAAAGUAUCCUCCCACAUUCUACUGUGGGGCUGGUGAGGAUGAGUUUAUAUUUGAGAAUGUGCCAAUCCACGUCACUUGGUCUGCCUUUGAAAAACUUGUGGAUAGAGGAGUUGUUAAAUCCAUCGGGGUCUCCAAUUUCAGUGGUGCUUUGAUUGAGGAUUUAUUACGAGGUUGCCUGAUCAAACCUCAAGUUGUCCAGAUUGAACAUCAUUGCUAUUUGCAGCAACCUCGUCUUAUUGAGUAUCUCAAACGUGUGGAUAUUGCCAUAACUUCUUACUCCAGUUUCGGAGGGGAAUCAUUUUUGGAAUUAGAACAUCCGAAAGCGAAGUCCGUUGGCACUUUAUUCAAACAUCCCACAAUUUUGAGAAUCGCCAAAAAUCACCAGGUUGCCCCAGCCAAAGUGUUGUUAAGGUGGAUUACCCAAAGAGGUAUUUGCGUCAUUCCAAAAAGUAAUAAAAAACAAAGACUCCUAGAAAAUUUGAAUGUCAAUGACUUCGAUCUCACCAAAAAUGACUUUGAAGAUAUUAGUAAAAUUGAUAUUGGUCUCAGGUUCAACGAUCCUUGGGCAUGGAAUAAGAUCCCAACUUUUCUUUAA
Saccharomycopsis crataegensis is the source of this 960-nucleotide messenger RNA. RefSeq lists its product as uncharacterized. Bases 1 to 960 code for a protein of 319 amino acids. Lineage: Eukaryota; Fungi; Ascomycota; Saccharomycetes; Ascoideales; Saccharomycopsidaceae. The record is from RefSeq and is a predicted model, not a curated record. Gene Ontology annotation, molecular function: aldose reductase (NADPH) activity. The transcript has a single exon. Gene Ontology annotation, cellular component: cytosol.